This is a messenger RNA of Seriola aureovittata, 1526 nucleotides long. Its product is annotated as histone H3.v1-like. Lineage: Eukaryota; Metazoa; Chordata; Actinopteri; Carangiformes; Carangidae. Bases 863 to 1342 code for a protein of 159 amino acids. The record is from RefSeq and is a predicted model, not a curated record. The transcript is spliced from 2 exons.
UUGAGGAAUUCCCCGACUUUGGAGAGGCGAGCCGCGCAAGGAGACGCUGGUUUAAAAACCCACUGACGGCGGGGGCGGUGGAGGAUAACCUUCAGUUUAUCUGCUUUGGCUGAUAUUCAUAAGAGAACAUCGUUUUUCGGAGAAGCCCGUGGGGGCAUGCAGUGAAAGUGGAGAGAGAGAGAGAGAGGGCGCGCACAAAGGGGCUUGCCGGGAGACACUUCUGCAUGUCUUCUUCGACCACCCCACCCCGCGCCCCCACCCUAAGGGUUCCAGAUAUUCUCCAGUGCAGCGAAACCGACCUGCCACCUAGAGCCGCCUGUAACCUCUCCAGUCUCCGGUGCGCAGCGCGUCACUCCGCGCUAAUGGAGAGAUUACUCCACUGGUCAACUUGGAUACAGUCUCAGGGCCCCUUGUCAGUAUUAGUGCCCCUGACUCGGUGAACAGAACAGGGGAAAGGAGGAAGGGAAGGAAGGACACGUGGAUUCCCGAGGCGCAUCAUCGGAUCCGGUUUUUGAUGCGCGCAGGUGUCCAAGUCAUCAUCCUAUUCUCUCUCUGUGUGUAUGAACCGCUAAGUUACAGAUUUCUGUGCAUAACUGAAAAAAAUCAAGUGGAAGACGAUCAGCCGGAGUGCUUUGAACACAGGAAUGCUCCCGGUCGGAUAUUUGCUUUGGGUUUGAGGGGAAAUCGCUCGGAUAUCAAACAUCUCCAGCGGAGCCACAGCAGCGGCUCUGGAGUUACAGAGAGCAAGGGGAAAGAAUUUGGAAAGUAGAGCUUUAUAUUUACGGAUUACCAGGCUUUUUCUUCUCCUGAACAACUGUAAGACGCGCUCUUCUUUGAUGUCUGAAAAGACCGUUGGGUUGCCAUGACGAGCGAGGAGGAGGAGGGCCCCAGCGUUGCAACAUCAACAGCAACGACACCGUCAGCGGCAGCAAUCUCCAGGGUAACAACAGCCAUAGCCAGGGGCGACAGCGAUGAUGCCGUCACUUCCUCCUCCCCCCGCAAACCCUCCCCGUACCGCCUCUCAUGUCCCAAGGAAAAGGAAGAGAAAGAGGAGGAAAUAGAGGAGGGAGGAAUUAUUCAAGAAGAAGAAAGGAUUGAGAAGGAGGAGGAGGAGGAAGAGGAGGUGGUGGAGUGUGAGGGGGAUGAUGAAGAUGAUGAUGAUGAGGAUGAUGGCAGCAGCGAUGCCAGUGUGUUAGUAGUGCCCUACCCAGAGCUGGUACCUGUUGUCUUCUUCUGCCUCAAGCAGACAACCUGUCCUCGCAGCCUGUGCAUCCGCAUGGUCUCCAGCCCAUAUCCUUUUCAAACUGUGAAUGAUGGUGGCGUGAGUUUGCUCGUCUUUUAAUAUGUGAAUCCAUCAUACUUUAAUCAUUCAGCAUCCCCCCAUAUCCAGGCUAUAAAGAAAACAUUAACAGAGCCCUAUUUCUCUCACAAGUUUAAUUUUCCAUUAGGAGGGGAUGGAUUCAGCUGUGAAUCAACACAAACCCUGAGGUUUGGAUGUUUCAUCUCACCCGAUAAGUUCCCUUCUC